Aquila chrysaetos chrysaetos is the source of this 2944-nucleotide messenger RNA. Its product is annotated as loricrin-like. Bases 64 to 2784 code for a protein of 906 amino acids. The record is from RefSeq and is a predicted model, not a curated record. The transcript has 6 exons. NCBI's taxonomy places the organism in Eukaryota, Metazoa, Chordata, Aves, Accipitriformes, Accipitridae.
UCAUUCGCUCAGCUUUGCUCUGUGGUACACGUUGUCAGAGCCGAGAAAGGGUCACUCUCAAAGAUGUGCUCCAGACAGACCUCCGGAGGCUGCCAUGAAACGUCCUCCCAGUCCGGCGGGUGCCACAGCGGGGGCUCCUGCUGCCACAGGGGCAGCUCCUCCAGCUACCAGGCACAGGGCUCCUCCUGCUGUGGGAGCUCAGGCUUGGGCAGCUACGGCGGCGGCGGCGGCGGGGGCUCUGGCAAGAUCAUUGUCAGCUCUGGCGGUCGAGGAGGUGGAUCCUACUGCAGUGGGGGCUCCUCAGGCUACGGCAUGGGAGGAGGAUACAGCAGUGGCGGUGGGGGAUCAGGCCAGAAGAUCCCUAUUAGCUCAGGCAGUGGAGAAGGUGGCUCGUCUGGAUGCUGCAGUGGGGGAUCCAGUGGUGGGUCUUCAGGAUCAAAGAUCAUCAUUGGAGGUGGAGGUAGUGGGGGAUCCUCUGGAUGCUGCAGUGGAGGAUCCAGCUAUGGCAUGGGAGGAGGAUCCAGUGGUGGGUCUUCAGGAUCAAAGAGCAUAAUUGGAGGUGGAGGUAGUGGGGGAUCCUCAGGAUACUGCAGUGGAGGAUCCAGCUAUGGCAUGGGAGGAGGAUCCAGUGGUGGGUCUUCAGGAUCAAAGAGCAUCAUUGGAGGUGGCGGUAGUGGAGGUUAUUCUGGAUCCUGCAGUGGGGGACCCUCAGGCUAUGGCAUGGGAGGAGGAUCCAGUGGUGGGUCUUCAGGAUCAAAGAGCAUCAUUGGAGGUGGAGGUAGUGGGGGAUCCUCCGGAUGCUGCAGUGGAGGAUCCAGCUAUGGCAUGGGAGGAGGAUCCAGUGGUGGGUCUUCAGGAUCAAAGAGCAUCAUUGGAGGUGGCAGUAGUGGAGGUUAUUCUGGAUCCUGCAGUGGGGGACCCUCAGGCUAUGGCAUGGGAGGAGGAUCCAGUGGUGGGUCUUCAGGAUCAAAGAGCAUAAUUGGAGGUGGAGGUAGUGGGGGAUCCUCUGGAUGCUGCAGUGGAGGAUCCAGCUAUGGCAUGGGAGGAGGAUCCAGUGGUGGGUCUUCAGGAUCAAAGAGCAUAAUUGGAGGUGGAGGUAGCAGGGGAUCCUCCGGAUACUGCAGUGGAGGAUCCAGCUAUGGCAUGGGAGGAGGAUCCAGUGGUGGGUCUUCAGGAUCAAAGAGCAUCAUUGGAGGUGGCGGUAGUGGAGGUUAUUCUGGAUCCUGCAGUGGGGGACCCUCAGGCUAUGGCAUGGGAGGAGGAUCCAGUGGUGGGUCUUCAGGAUCAAAGAGCAUAAUCGGAGGUGGAGGUAGUGGGGGAUCCUCUGGAUGCUGCAGUGGAGGAUCCAGCUAUGGCAUGGGAGGAGGAUCCAGUGGUGGGUCUUCAGGAUCAAAGAGCAUCAUUGGAGGUGGCGGUAGUGGAGGUUAUUCUGGAUCCUGCAGUGGGGGACCCUCAGGCUAUGGCAUGGGAGGAGGAUCCAGUGGUGGGUCUUCAGGAUCAAAGAGCAUAAUCGGAGGUGGAGGUAGUGGGGGAUCCUCUGGAUGCUGCAGUGGAGGAUCCAGCUAUGGCAUGGGAGGAGGAUCCAGUGGUGGGUCUUCAGGAUCAAAGAGCAUCAUUGGAGGUGGCGGUAGUGGAGGUUAUUCUGGAUCCUGCAGUGGGGGACCCUCAGGCUAUGGCAUGGGAGGAGGAUCCAGUGGUGGGUCUUCAGGAUCAAAGAGCAUAAUCGGAGGUGGAGGUAGUGGGGGAUCCUCUGGAUGCUGCAGUGGAGGAUCCAGCUAUGGCAUGGGAGGAGGAUCCAGUGGUGGGUCUUCAGGAUCAAAGAGCAUCAUUGGAGGUGGAGGUAGUGGGGGAUCCUCUGGAUGCUGCAGUGGAGGAUCCAGCUAUGGCAUGGGAGGAGGAUCCAGUGGUGGGUCUUCAGGAUCAAAGAGCAUAAUCGGAGGUGGAGGUAGUGGGGGAUCCUCUGGAUGCUGCAGUGGAGGAUCCAGCUAUGGCAUGGGAGGAGGAUCCAGUGGUGGGUCUUCAGGAUCAAAGAGCAUAACUGGAGGUGGAGGUAGUGGGGGAUCCUCCGGAUGCUGCAGUGGAGGAUCCAGCUACAGCAUGGGAGGAGGAUCCAGUGGUGGGUCUUCAGGAUCAAAGAGCAUCAUUGGAGGUGGCGGUAGUGGGGGAUCCUCCGGAUACUGCAGUGGAGGUUCCAGCUAUGGCAUGGGAGGAGGAUCCAGUGGUGGGUCUUCAGGAUCGAAGAGCAUCAUUGGAGGUGGAAGUAGUGGAGGUACCUCUGGAUGCUGCAGUGGAGGAUCCUCAGGCUAUGGCAUGGGAGGAGGAUCCAGUGGUGGGUCUUCAGGAUCAAAGAGCAUCAUUGGAGGUGGAGGUAGUGGGGGAUCCUCUGGAUGCUGCAGUGGAGGAUCCAGCUAUGGCAUGGGAGGAGGAUCCAGUGGUGGGUCUUCAGGAUCAAAGAGCAUAACUGGAGGUGGAGGUAGUGGAGGUGCCUCUGGAUGCUGCAGUGGAGGAUCCAGCUAUGGCAUGGGAGGAGGAUCCAGUGGUGGGUCUUCAGGAUCAAAGAGCAUAAUUGGAGGUGGAGGUAGUGGGGGAUCCUCCGGAUGCUGCAGUGGAGGAUCCAGCUAUGGCAGUGGUGAUUCCUCGGGCCACGCAAUCAUCAUCAGCUCUGGAGGUGGCAGUGGGUGGUCCUGCCAGUCCACACAGCAGAAAUGCCCCAUUGUCAUUCCCAACAUCGAGUCCCAUCAGACCAAGCAGGCCUGCCACUGGCCCCCCAGCCACCAGAAGUAACAGCCACAGGCAGACUUGGCACUCAGCAAGAACAGCCCUGCCUCUGCCAUGUCACCUUUUUCCUUCCAGACCUGGCUCUGUUUGCUUGUUUCUUCCCAGCAUGUCUUCCUCUCUUCCCUUGAUGAUACAGCCCAGUGCUGAGAACUCCAGGGAUCCAGAA